Molecule: messenger RNA, 2592 nt
Organism: Thalassophryne amazonica
Lineage: Eukaryota; Metazoa; Chordata; Actinopteri; Batrachoidiformes; Batrachoididae
Product: G-protein coupled receptor 22-like
Exons: 1
Coding region: 107-1642 (511 amino acids)
Biological process (GO): G protein-coupled receptor signaling pathway
Cellular component (GO): membrane
Molecular function (GO): peptide binding; G protein-coupled receptor activity
Source: RefSeq, a predicted model, not a curated record
CCAUCAAGCUGUUAUUCGUUUCUGCAUCAUGAAGCCUCAGCCUGGCACAUCUCUGGAGCUCAUCAACGACGUCACAGAUACAAUAUAUGAGCUCUGAGUGGUCACCAUGGACACCGACAGCUUGACCUCAAGCCCAGCUCCAACUGAAUGGGUGGGCACAGUGGGGAGUCUGGAGGGAAUGGGAGUCCUUCUGGAGCAGGGAGGAGAAGUUGCAUCCAGCAGUCUGGCACACUGGUACACACCCUACUCACUGGGCUUCCAGGUAUCGCUGAUUGUCUUCCUCAUGCUGGAGUUAGUGUUGGGUUUCAGUAGCAACCUGACUGUGCUGGUACUCUACUGCUCUCAAUCCAAUUUAGUGGAUUCUGUGAGCAACAUGGUGACUGUCAACCUGCACAUUCUGGAUGUAGCAGUGUGUGUGCUUUGUCUGCCCCUCACUCUAGUGGUUGUGCUGCUGCCUCCAGGACCCAAUCUUGCCCUGGUCUGCUGCUUCCAUGAAGCCUGUGUUACUUUUGCCAGCAUUGCCACAGCUAUCAACAUCCUGGUGAUUAGCUUGGACCGCUAUGAUAUCUCAGUGCGGCCAGCUAACCGGCUGCUGACGACACGCAGAAUGAUGCUGCUCCUGGCUGCUGUUUGGGUCACCUCUAUAGCUGUAUUUUUUAUCCCAUUUUUGGAGAUGCAGUGGUUCAGUGUUGAAGGGGCAGAAGAGAGCAGCCUCAUAGAACAGAUGUCUUUUCCUACCCGCGGCGUAAGCGCCACAGUGGCACCAAUAUGGCUUAACCAGUCACUCCUGUGUGUGGGUGGGCAGGGACAUCAGAUGGGCUUGGGCAUGCACUACCAUCUUAUCCUGCAGGUGCCCAUCUUCUUCACUACAGUGGCAGUCAUGCUCUUCACCUACUCCAGAAUACUAAGGGCUUUAAACAUCCGCAUUGGCUCCCAUGUGAGGAAGAACCAGCACUUUCGGGGUCCCUCUUCCAGAGGGUGCCAUAAGAGACAGAAAAGUAUGAAGACUGGGAUCAGAAUGGUAGAAGGAGGAGAGCAGUGCACCACGGAUGGCACCAAACAACUUAAUCACCCUCCCCUCAUCCCUUCCCCAUCCCGCACGCCCACGGCGACCUCCCCUCCAGGCCUGUCCUCACCUGCUCCGCUGGUCACCUCGGACACAGGUGCUGCCACUCACGUGCCGGCUACCGUGGGUGUCCAGGCAUCUGUAUCAGCGAUCAUUGCCUUGCGGCGGGCGGUGCGACGACAUCGGGAUCGGCGAAAGCGCCAGCAGAGGGUGUUCCGGAUGUCCCUCAUCAUUAUCACCACCUUCCUGUGCUGUUGGGCUCCUCUUUCUGUCACCAAUGUAUUAAUCCUUGGCAUAGGUCCAAGUGACGCUCUGGUCAGCUUACGUCUCUGGUUCUUAGCUCUGGCGUAUGGCACCACCAUCUCCCACCCCCUGCUCUAUGCCUUCACCCGUCAGAAGCUGCGCCGUGCCCUCCGCGCAAAGGUAAAAAAGAGGGUGGUGUCCCUACUACAAGUAGACCCAUCACCAGGGGGCACUGUGAUACACAACUCUUGGGUGGAGAACAGGAAAACAAGUCGGCCGGUGCAACUGGAAGCUAGCGACGGUACCGACCGCUGCCUGGCAGAAGCUCUGUGAUACUGACACACGUGACAGACACAUAAUUAAAACUCUGAAUGGAGACACAGCUGUGUUCUAUUAGGAACCUCACUAAUGCCUGCAGCCUGUGUAAGAAAAGUGAAAAACAAAUGUUCACCUCUGGGAAAGCUCGCGGUAUCAAAACACCUCAGCAGCAGCGAAAAGAGCAAUGCUGUAACUAUUGUGCAACAAUGAAAAUCAAAGAAUGGCAUGUGCACACUGUAUUUUACACUGUAAUAUAUGAAUGUCUCAGCGUACACAUGGUGAAGUCUGUGACAGAUCACAGCAGUGCUUACAUAACGUGUUCAUCCAGCAGAUGAUCUGAUCUGCUGCCCACGCCGACGCUCUGAGGCAGCUUUAAAGAAAAACACAAAAACGUGACAGACUUCACGCGCAUCAAUCCACAAUCUGAAUGUAUACAUUGUUACUUCAGCCUUAGUUCUGCUCUGACCAUUUGGGAGGUGUUUCAUAUGGGGAAAAUAAUGAGAAGACACACACAGGUGUGUGUCCACAGAGAGACAAAUGACAAAGGCAAGUUUGAAACAUAAAGAAAUGCAAUUUUCUUUAUCUUAGCAACAACUGUUUUUAAUAAUAAAAUAUUUCAGUAUUAAUGUGAAAUGCUUCCUAGUGUAAAAGCAACACUUUUACUGUCAUCUGUUGUGUAGCUUUGAUGCACACAUUGUACAAAGAGCAAAGGAAACUUUUCUUGUGAUUUUUUCCUUUUUGCAAGAACACAGGUUUAGCUGGUACUUUGAAAUAUCUGACUUUAUUGGACACGGGUCAAAGUAUAGGCGAUACACAAAAUAAAAAAGUACGACAUAACACAAACAGCACAUCUCCACACACCAUGGGAACAGAAAUCACCAUGGAGACAAAUCAACAAACACUUAGAUGUAUGAUCUUCUUAGCAGUUGUAUUUAUUUUAGAGCUACAGUGCAAUUAAACUGUGU